Messenger RNA from [Torrubiella] hemipterigena, 536 nucleotides. NCBI's taxonomy places the organism in Eukaryota, Fungi, Ascomycota, Sordariomycetes, Hypocreales, Clavicipitaceae. The record is from the annotation of a GenBank genome assembly.
UGCGACACUGCGCUUUGUAAACGUCACCAAUCCACGUACAACAUCACAAUGGCGUCAUUAUUUCGCGCAUUUGCCUUAACAACACGGACAUGGGCUCGCCCAGCUGUUGUCGGCACCGCAUUCACAAAGGCUGCCGCCCCCGGCACUCCGCUGUUUGCCAACGCCGUCAACUCGAUUGUACGCACAUCGUCAAUAGUACAGCAAACGAGAGGUAUGAAGGUGCACAGCUCGGUCAAGAAGAGAUGCGAACACUGCAAGGUCGUUCGACGAAAGGCCGGCAAGAGACACAACGGCUACCUAUACAUUAUCUGCAAAGCCAACCCGCGACACAAGCAGCGACAGGGCUAAUGCACGACUGAUACAGUAGUCGCCGACUACGAAAAAAGAACGAUUCAUUGUACGAUUAUUCGGUGCAUAUUUGGGACAUGCAACAAAACCGUCACUUCUCGACGUCUUCCAUUUCUUUACAGGAUUAGCAGGGAGGAGCAAUGCCUUAGGUCCAUAUUGGAUUGAUAUUGGCGAGGAUAUAAAGGACU